AUGCCAGCAUCCAUGGCUAAGUCACAGGCAUUGGCUGUAGCACUGCUGCUUGUCCUGGUGGUGUCCCUCACCGCAAUAAAGGGUGUUCAUGGCAUCUGUGGCAUGUCGAAUGACGAAUUCAAGCUUUGCCAGCCUGCGGCAGCAAUGGAAAACCCAACAGAGAGUCCGUCAGCUGAGUGUUGUGCCGCGCUCGGGAAGGCCAACCUGUCGUGUAUUUGCCGCUACAAAGGCAUUGCCGGCAUAUGGCUGAGGAUGUACCACAUCGACGCGGACCGUGCUAUGGCGCUACCCGGCAAAUGCAGCCUCACCGUGCCCAGCAACUGCUCGUGA
Messenger RNA from Triticum turgidum subsp. durum (durum wheat), 330 nucleotides. Lineage: Eukaryota; Viridiplantae; Streptophyta; Magnoliopsida; Poales; Poaceae. The record is from the annotation of a GenBank genome assembly.